AAGGUUACAUUUUUUAAAUUUCUGUUAGAGCUCCAUCGUCUCAAAAGUUUAAAAAAGUGUAAUGUUUUUUGUUUGCGCAGUUUGCGUUGUUUUGACCCGGCCUCCUGUCAGUGUCAGCUGUAGGAAGCGGCAUGUAAAUAAAUCAGACGUCCGUGGCAUGCACUCACAGUACUGUUCUUGAAUUUUAAAGGUACCCCAUCUUGUUUGGAUACAUGUGAUGAGUUGGCAACAGAUCUGAACCUGCGUAGUAUAAAACCACUCCUGUUUCAGUGUUGUUGAGUUUUAGCAGUAUCUGAAUAUUUUGAUUACUGUAUCAGAUAAUCGCAUUUUGUGAUUUGAUCCUUUCAAAAUGGCAUGGUGGAAAAUAGGCGCAUUUGUUGGAUUUGUAACAGCUGCUGUCCUGAGAAGAUUGUUGAGGAACAGUAGACUAUGCCCAAGUAAGACCCAAAUGAAUGGUAAAACUGUCAUCAUAACCGGGGCCAAUUGUGGCAUUGGAAAAGCUACAGCAUUAGAGCUAGCUCGAAGAAAUGCUAGAAUUAUUUUGGCUUGUCGUAACUUAGCAUCAGCUGCAGAAACAGCCAAGCAGAUAUGCAGAUCAACAGGAAAUACAGAGAUAAUUCCUCGAGCCCUUGAUUUGAGCUCCAUAAAAUCUAUCAGAGAGUUCAGUCAGGAGAUUCUUUCGGAAGAACAUCGAAUUGAUGUUUUGGUUAAUAAUGCUGGUGUUUUCCAAUGUCCUUACAGUAAAACUGAGGAUGGUUUUGAAAUGCAGAUGGGUGUGAACCAUUUCGGUCAUUUCCUCCUUACGUCUCUGCUCACAGAGAGGCUAAAACAGUCAGCCCCGAGCAGAAUUGUUAUUGUGUCAUCAGCUCUUAGCAAAAGGGGCUCAAUUAAUUUUGAUGACAUUCACAGUGAAAAGAGUUACAACAAAAUGAAAGCUUAUGCAGACAGUAAGCUCGCAAACCUCAUGUUCACUAAAGAGCUCAGCAAGAGACUGGAUGGCUCUGGUGUUUCAGUAUUAGCACUGCACCCUGGGAUGGUCGCUACUGACAUUGCUCGGCACGUUGUGUCAAGAGUAACUGCCAAGCUUUUUUCCCCUAUCGUUGUUGCACUAGGCUUGAGGGAUGCCAGUGAGGGUUGUCAGCCAGUUGUUUACUGUGCCAGUGCAGAAGAACUGAAGGGUUGUUCAGGAGUUUAUAUCAGUAAAUUGUGCAAGGAAUGUGAGUUUCCCAGCAGUGCUUGUGAUGAAGAACAAGCUAAAAAACUCUGGGACAUCAGUGAACAGUUAACGAAGACAAAGUUCCCUUAAGGGUGGAAAUAACAUGUUCCUGAUUAUGUAUGUAGGUUUAAUUCCCUUACCACCUACAUGCUUAUACUAGUAACAGAAAAACCACUAUGAAACCUUCCUCUAUAAUAUCAGUCUCAGGUGUGUAUUUUAAUGCAUUAUGUUGUGUGUAUAGUUUGUUUGUCCAGGGUUUUUUUUAUUGUUUUUUAAGGGGGUAGGGCUUGUGU
Molecule: messenger RNA, 1509 nt
Organism: Aplysia californica (California sea hare)
Lineage: Eukaryota; Metazoa; Mollusca; Gastropoda; Aplysiida; Aplysiidae
Product: retinol dehydrogenase 14
Exons: 2
Coding region: 350-1306 (318 amino acids)
Source: RefSeq, a predicted model, not a curated record